This is a messenger RNA of Labeo rohita (rohu), 2316 nucleotides long. RefSeq names its product spindlin-W. Gene Ontology annotation, biological process: gamete generation. The coding region runs from base 111 to 818 and encodes 235 amino acids. The transcript is spliced from 5 exons. The record is from RefSeq and is a predicted model, not a curated record. Lineage: Eukaryota; Metazoa; Chordata; Actinopteri; Cypriniformes; Cyprinidae.
CCAGCUUGUUGCCUGACGUCUGGACGAGCAUUAUACAUGAGGAUCUCUGCAGAGGGAAGUCCAUCAUAGACAUGAAAAUAGAGGCCAGGCGUGUUUGAGGUUUUGGAAACAUGUCCAAGAAAAGGGGCAGGAAGCGCAGCAGCGGCGAGCUGAGCGACAGUCUCACCCCGGAUCCCAACAACCUGCUGGGCCGGCGGAUCCAACACAGCUGGAGGGAGAAGGGCGCGCUGACCAAGUGGAAGGGCACCGUGCUGGACCGUCUCAGCGUCAACUCCUCCCUGUUCAUGGUCAAGUACGACGGCUUCGAUUGCGUCUAUGGCAUCGAGCUCUUUAAGGACGAGAGGGUCUCCAACCUGCAAGUUCUCACUGAGAAAGUGGUGAACAACAAGAUCAAGGUUCCUCACGACGCAGAGGAGCUGGUGGGAAAAGCCGUGGAGCAUCUGUUUGAGAAGGAGGAUGGAGAGAAGAACGAGUGGAGGGGGAUGGUCCUGUCCCGAGCGCCCAUCAUGACCAACUGGUACUACAUCACAUACGAGAAGGACCCCGUGCUCUACAUGUACCAGCUCUGGGACGACUACAAAGACGGAGACCUCCGGAUUUUACCUGAAGCGGAGAAUAAACACCUGCUGCCGGCAGACAGGAAGCCCGGUGAGGAAACAGAGAGCCUUGUGGGUAAGCAGGUGGAGUAUGUGACGGAUAAAGGGGUGAAGAGAACGGGCCUCGUCAUCUACCAAGUUCCCGCCAAGCCGUCCGUCUACUACAUCAAAUACGACGACGAUUUCCACAUCCACGUGUACGACCUGGUCAAGACCACCUAAAAAAAAAAAAAAACACAGACAAAACAAAGAAACCUGAAACUGCUUCACCUCUUCAUAGCUUAAGUAUCAUCGCCUCUCAUUGUACAGUCUGAAGGGCUGGUCGCGGAGGUGCUGUAUGAAGCGUCCGUGUACAGGGUUUGUUAUUUUGUGUUGAUGUCAGAGCUUAGGGAGACGAUUUUUACAAUUGUCAUAUCAAAACAGUGUAUUUAUAUGUGUGUGUCGGGCAUCGUUUGGUAUGUUUAUAAUCCCAUGGAAUAGCUUCCAUUCACCUGUAAACCCCGGAAAAGGUUGCAUUUUCGUACGUGCGAAUGGUCAAAGAGUUUCUUGGUUUUGAAUUGUAAAUAGUUCUGACCGCAGGUCAAAAAAAAGUCACGUCAGAGAGACAUUUGAUUACAAAUCAAACAGUGAGACUCUCUAACUGACCUAUUUAUUGAAAUAUUAUACUUCGUAACCCAGAAAUGCUGUCGAAACUUUGAGUUGGUUUUAUGCAUCGCAUAUUUAGUCUUUUAGUUGCGUUUUCCCCCAAAGCAGAUCACGUCUGCCACCUUCAAAAGGUGGGUUUUGAUUUUAAAGUAAAGUAAAGACACCAUGCUAGGUCAUUAAGGAGGGUUGCCCGUUUUGUCCUGUAAUCUUUCGUGCUUUAUUAUUUUGUUGUUGAGUAGCAGAAGAGCACUUGUUUCUGAACACCAAACCAAACUACAGCUUUGAUUUUGAAUGUCAAGCAUAGCAAAAAUGAAAAGUCUCCUCUUGAUUGUAGUAAACAUGACCAAUGCCAUUUUAAUAGAUCAACAGUAUCACUUAGUGGAAAAAUAGAAGUUUAUGUAGCCCAGCUGAUGUGAAGUUUAGCACACCUCGGUUUAGAAAAACACAAAUCCAAUCCAGCAGGCUGGAUAGACCUGUUAGACCUCAACAAACAUCAUAACGUCUUCUAUGUUGCCUUACUGUGAAUUAAAUUGGUCUUAAAUGCUUUUUUGGAUCAAAUUCACUCUGUCCCAGCUGAUCUGAGCAGAAACGAGGAGCGAUUUUUGUUGACUUCAUAUGAGUUUCUCCUUGUGCAUAUGUGUCAGAUUGACUUUGCGUGAGCUUUAUUAUCACAGCCAUUUACAGUGAUAAAACAGCAGAACUUCAGAUGUGUUUUCUAACUUUCUCUUUACUAUUCUUGCUUUUUGCAUCACUUCACGUUGUGUUGUAAAUAAUGCACUUGAGCGUGAUAAUUUUCCACCUUCAUGCUUUUUUUUUUUUUGCUUGUAGCAUUUGCACUUUAUUCUUAUGCUGUCAUGUGUAGCUCCGAAGUGUCUCACAGAAAGUCAGAAAUUAAAAAAAAAAAAGUCUGGAAUUAUUUUAAUUAAUUUCAGCAAAAAAAAAGUAUCUUACACAAUUGGCAUUACUAAAAUGAAAUGUACAGGAAGGCAUAUAAACAAUUUAAAUAUAUAUAUAUAUACAUAUAAACCCAAUUCCAUAGUUCUUUUCUUUUCUUUUUUUUUUCAAAUUAAUUUGA